Messenger RNA from Dermatophagoides pteronyssinus (European house dust mite), 602 nucleotides. RefSeq lists its product as uncharacterized. Gene Ontology annotation, molecular function: glutathione disulfide oxidoreductase activity. Gene Ontology annotation, biological process: cellular response to oxidative stress. Gene Ontology annotation, cellular component: cytoplasm. Lineage: Eukaryota; Metazoa; Arthropoda; Arachnida; Sarcoptiformes; Pyroglyphidae. The record is from RefSeq and is a predicted model, not a curated record.
AGUAAACUUGCCGGCAACUGGAUUUGCUUUCAUUGUGAGCAAUAAAUUUGCCUUGCAACACUGCUGCAAACAAAUAAUCAUUAUUUCGAUUAUAAUCCCAGAAUAAUUUGUGAAAAAUUGAUUUUCUUGAAAAAAUUAAAUUUUAAAAAUAGGUAGCCUAUUAUCAUCAAGCAGACAAGUGAUGUCUGAGCAAAUUAAAUUAUUGGUCGAUUCGAAAAUCAAUUCCAAGAAAGUGAUGGUAUUUUCGAAAUCGUUUUGUCCUUAUUGUACCAACGCCAAAAAAGUUUUGUCUGAAUAUCGAUUGCCACCAGAUGACUAUGAAGUAAUGGAAAUUGAAAACGAUCCCCAAUGUUCAGAGAUUCAGGCUUAUCUCAAAUUAUUGACUGGUGCAUCAUCCGUGCCCCGUGUUUUCAUCAAUGGCCGCUGUAUUGGUGGUGGCGACGAUACUGUUCGUCUACACAGAUCAGGAGAGCUAGCCAAAUUGUUGUCUUAAUUAUGGAAUUAUAGUUAAUUUCAAUUUUAACAAUUUUUUUUUGUUAGUCAAUGUGUUUGGAUACGUUUUUGUUACAAUAAAUUUGAUGUUGAGUUAUGAUUGAGCAAAA